Scatophagus argus is the source of this 3573-nucleotide messenger RNA. RefSeq names its product niban apoptosis regulator 2b (gene niban2b). The transcript is spliced from 14 exons. The coding region runs from base 249 to 2759 and encodes 836 amino acids. The record is from RefSeq and is a predicted model, not a curated record. NCBI's taxonomy places the organism in Eukaryota, Metazoa, Chordata, Actinopteri, Scatophagidae.
GGGUGUGUCUCUUUGAGAAAUAGCCGUCAGUUUGAAACUUUGCCAGCUUUUUUUCGUCCCGCUACCUCCCUGGUUUCUGCCAGCGCCCGUUUCUCCUCCAAACUUCAGUCGGUUCACGUUAUGUCGGAGAGGAGGUGAGAGGCUUUCUACAGGAGUGUACGUCUCGCCCCACGGAGUUUCCUGCGUUUGUCCUAAACACUAGUUAGAGACCAGUGGAGUCAGUUUGGAACUUUUGAGUUUCAUCCACCAUGGGGGACGUGAUUUCCAGUCACCUGGAUGAAGCCAAGCGGGAGAUUAUCACAGCUCAGACCGGGGAGGUGAUGGGGGAGUUUGGGCGUAUGUAUGAGCAGCAGUAUGCAGUGGCUCUCUUUAACAAAGUUCGCUUUGACAUAGAAGGAGGAGGUGGCCCUCAACCCCAACUACUACACCGCAAGAUUCCUCUGGAGAACAAGUCCAUCUUCUCUGGCUCACUCUUUCAGUAUCUGGAGGAGAAUAAGAAGUGGAGGAACCGCUUCCUGUUUGUCCCAGACUCGUACAACAUCAACUAUUACGACAAUAAAGCAUCCUAUGACAGACGCCUCCAUCCCAAAGGAACCAUCAACUGUGCCGGCUACAAAGUGCUGACAUCUAUCGAGCAGUACCUGGAACUGAUCAGCAGCAGCCUGCCAGGUGUGAAAGCCAAGGAGGGAAGUUCACCCUUCCUAAAAUGUGCCACCCAAUUCCCUCUGAUCCUCUGGCACCCUUACGCCCGUCACUACUACUUCUGUGUGGCGACAGAGAAAGAGCAGCAGAAGUGGCACGCUGUCCUCCAAGACUGUGUCAGACACACCAAUGAUGGUUUGUCAGAGGAGAAUAAGGUCCAAACCCCAGCCUUUACUGAUGCAGUUCGACUCUACCGCCAAGCUCAAGGGAACUAUGGCACCUGGGAGAUGAUGUGUGGUGUACCAUCGCAGAUCCUGUCUAACUUGGUGAUGGAGGGCCUCCUCCCUGUGCUGAGGGAGCUCAUCUCCCCACGCCUCAAAGGCAAACUACACGAGAGGCAGAGGAACUGGAUGUUGAUUGGUGAUGCUGUAUACAGCCUGGUGCAGGGGCAGUGCCAGGCUCAGUAUGAAGCUCUAGUGCAGAAGUGUGAGGCGGCCCGCUCCACUCUGGAGGCCUCCAUACGAACAGACAUGGACCAGAUCAUCACCUCCAAGGAGCAUGUCACCAACAAGAUCAGAGAGGUGGUUCUCCACAAGGCCGAAAAGCUGCUUAAGGUAAGCAUUCAGCCCUACAUCAGCUCCAUCCUGGAUGCCCUAAUGGAGCCAACCAGUCGAGGCUUCGCUGAGGUCCGAGAUUUGUUCUUCAGAGAGUUGGUGGACAUGAGCAAGAACACCCUCAAUGAGGGCACCAAGGAGACUGUGGCACAGCACAUGGAAAAGAUCUCCAUGCUGGCCUUCCAUCCGGUGAAGAUGCAGAGCUGCUAUGAGAAGGUGGAGCACCUGAGUCUGGAGGGUCUGCAGCAGAGGUUUGAUGUCUCCUGCCCCUCAGUGUUUGUCCAGAGGGCCCAGAUCCUCAUGAGAGAGCAAAUGGACAAUGCAGUGUAUACAUUUGAGCAGAUCCUUCACCAGAGUCUGGAGUCUCAGGGUACAGAGGGACUCUGUAAGACCAUCCAACGCUGCCAGGACAGAGUCAUUAAGAAAUUUGACUAUGACAGCAGCACCGUGAGAAAGCGUUUCUUCCGUGAGGCUCUUCUCCAGAUCUUCAUCCCCUACAUGCUGAAGCAGCUCAGCCCUUCCUGUGCCUCAGAGCUGCCUCGCUUCCAGGAGCUGAUCUUUGAGGACUUUUCCCGUUUCAUCCUGGUGGAGAACAUCUUUGAGGAGGUUGUGCUGCAGUCUGUCAUGAAGGACAUCAUGAUGGCUGUGAAGGAGGCGGCAGUCCAGAGGAGACACAACCUGUACAGGGACAGCAUUGUGCUCAGCAACAGCGACCCCAGCCUGCACCUGUUGGGAGAAAACCCCUCCAUCGACUGGGCCGGAGAGUAUGGAGGGGCCCAGGAAGAGGUGGACAGUACAGGGGAGGACACUGAAGGUGAUGCUGAGGGUCAAAGUGUAGAGCCCUAUAACAGGAGGAGGAUGAAGCAGGUGGUGUCAAUGAUCCAGGUGGAAGGAUCCCCAGUCCUGCCCAACGAGUCAUGCAUAGAGGUGCCUGGCAUCAAUGACAUUCCAGAGGAAGAGGAGGAGAAGGGUGGAGAUGGGAAGGAGGACUCGGAUGAUAAAGCUUCUCCUGACCAGAAUGGAUCAGCAAGUCCCACAGCUUCAGAAAACCCUCCAGACUUAAACGGUUCUGUCUCGAAAGAGGAGGAAGCCAAUCCAGAGGACCAGGAUAAAGUGGAAGUCCCCCUGAAAGAUGAAACUGCCACAGAAAGUGCUUCUGCUGUAGAUGACAACCAGCCUAUGGUGGAGGAACAGCCAUCCUCCAACCAGGAGGUGCCAGAGGAGGCAAUGCCACCGCCACCUCCCUCCGACGAAAUCUCACCUGUGGCUACAGAAACGUUUCCAGAGAGCCCUCCGGAGGCGACAUCUGACUUCCCCCCGCCACCACACGACGACAGUGGCUUCCAGUCUCCCUCCAGUGAAGGGGCGCAGGCAGAGGAGGAGGAGGACGCGGCCCCUAGCACAGUGGCUCCACAGGAGCACCCUGAGGUGAUGGAGAAGAGUGGUGCCACAGCAUCAGCAGCAGAGACCGAAACCAGUGACUCUGAGAUAAGAGACCAGUGAUGAAAUGAUUUCCAUUUGUUUGUCCUGAACUGAAAUCUGUGGUCUUUGGCAACAAUUCAGACCCUUCAUGCUGUUUUGAACAAACAUAUGGGUGAGUUUUCGGUUCCCACACAGGCUUCAGUCAUAAUAAUCACUCAACAGAUUAUUUUCACCGAGCAGGGCUCAGGUGCUGUCGACAUUUUUUUUUUUUUUUUUAGUAUAGUAUGAGUUUCACAACUUUUCAUCUGACAACCAUACACAUAGAAGUUGCGCACGUUAUUUUUUCUUCACGUAGUGUAAGUGUGAGCACAGUGGACGACCUUGAGUUCCUAAUGGUGUGUUAUGAACAUGUGACAAGUUGCGGGAACCCCAGAUGAUUUAGCGCUCUCUUUAAGUCUCUUUUGUGCAAAUACCGUUUGUGCUUUUGGAAACUCAUUUUUUGGAUAUUGUUGGACUUAACUGGCUAACAGAAAAUACAUUCCAAAUUUCAAAGGAUAUUUUUUCCAUCUCAGAUUUACCUUUUAAUUCAUUAAUUGUCUCCACGUACACACCAUGUACAUGCGGUUUCUUUUUUCUUGGUGGCUGUAACACUAUUUUAUAACUUUUUCCCUUAUUAAAGAAAGCUUAUGUAUAUUAUGUAUAAAUAUUUGGAUCAACCGGUGAACAACCAAACUGUCAUUUUACAUAAUUUUAUAUCACGCAUCAUCGCUGAUCUCUUCUUCCCUAUUUUAUUUAUUAUUUUGCACCCAUUCCUCUGUUUUUUUUGACCAGUGUACUUUUAGGUUAAUUUUAUCUUGUGUGAUACAAACUGCUAAUAAAUCAUUGUUAAUUAUUA